CAGUCAGUCAUCGGUCGGCUGGUGCCGGCCGUCGGUAGUCACCGUUCAGACGCUCUCGCAGACGGUCAGGCCAUUACGUGGAAGCAGCGCCGAACGCACCCCCACCAGUCUACCGCGCCCGGCGUAGAUACACGAACACCGCACGAGCGCCGUCCCCCUCUCUUCAGGGUCUCACACGACGGCCGAGUUUGCCGAGGGUCAGUCCAGUCGAGGACCGACAUUCGGUCGAGUCGUAUCCGUGCUGUUGUAUCUGAUAGGAUUUUUUAAAAAGACUUUCAAAUAAACAUAAAAAGAUUCAACGCGUUCGUGCCCCGGCAGUGUGUUGAAGCAGUGUUCAAGUGAUAUAUACCAAGGAUUAUAUAAAACAUGGCGACGUGUUACACAUCGUACGACCUCUCGGCACACACACCCCUGGCGACGCCGGCCAGCAUCGGGUCCAUCGGGACCUGCGGGCGAUCACAGGCCAGCAGCGGAGGUGCUGUCCAAAGCCAACAGAAAGACUACUCACGACCACUGCAUGUCGACUGCAGCGUGGAGUACGAGCUGCCGAAUCAAGCCAAACCACCCGCAGGAGUACGGAAUGAACCGCUGCUGAUGAUCCAUCCGUGCUACUUCCGGAAGAUCGAAAGCCAACGGCGCAGUCCCUUCGUCAACAACCUCCCGACGCGGACAUCCCAACACACACAACACACCCAACCGCAUCAGCCACACCAAACGACGGCCGCCGCACCGACGUCCAUCUCCACAUCGGCGACAACCGCCUCCAAGCGGCGCGCCGCUCGCGGCCAACAACUACCCCAGCAGGUGCCACAGCAAGCAGCGCAAUACCCUGUCCAGUAUGCGCAGCAUCAGCUGUGGGAUCCAAUGCCGCAUCUGGUGCCGAACAUCGCCGCCACCUCAACACCGGUGGGUGCCUAUUGCGCCAACACCAACAACAUGGUCACCACCGGACACUCGCAUUCCAAGCGGCAGGCCGAUACGAAUGCCAUGCUCGCCAACAUCAACGUCAACCUCAAUGUGCUGGGAGCGAAUUGCGGCUCCUAUGCGAACACCUCCGAUGUGCUGGCGCAUUGCUGGACGGAGCCGGAUCGUUCACCCGACCGCCCCGAACAUCUGACCGCCGGUAACGCUGGUAGUGGCGGCGGCGGCGGCGGCGGUAAACAUAUUCUCACCGGCAAGUACAGACAGUACCUGCGGGCGCAUCGACUGCAUCCGUACGUCGCGUCGGCCAUCCCGCUCGCCUCCACCUUCCCGCAGCUCCACCAGCAGGUGUGCUACAAUGUGUGAUCGUUAAUCUGGAUGUGAUAGAAAUCCUGCGGGAGACUUGUACAUACGAUUUCAUAUAGUACUAUCGCAUGUGAGAUCUGGUUAAACAGAAGAAGAAAAAAGUAUAAAAAUAACUAGGGGGUAUCUGAUAGAGACCGACUGUAAAUUAUGAAUAUUUGUGAUAAUAGUGUGUAUAAAAUGUGAUUACGCGUUGUGGGGAUGGGUGCGCGCGCGUGCGCGCCGCCUCCCGGGCGUGGUGGUAGUGAUCAGAGGAGAGAGAGCUGCGCGCCGCAUCCCUCUUCUCUCGUCGACGCUGUCUGCGCGCGCCGCCCGCCGCCCAGCUGUGUGUGGUGUGACCGAACCGUCGCCAGAGGAUUAUGUAUAGCUGCUUUUUUUUUCCUGUUAUUCCUGUUACGACCGAAAAACACGACGCCAUUUUAUGGAUUAUCAUCAGUUUUCAACACAACAAACCAAGAUAUAAUACCGGAGACUACUUCAGAGCGCAGCAGCCAAAACAAGCAGGAUGCUGGAAUAAUGCAUCACUAGCCCCCUCACUUGGAUUGUUUUUUCAUUUUUUGGAUUACAUAUUAUACGUUUGUGUGCGACCGAUGAGAGAUAGAAAAGAAGACGACAUAUUCGACGAAGCUUUAAUAAUACCCAAGUGCUGAUAACGAUGCGAAUUUCCUGCGCUCGCCGUGUGUGCGACCGAGCACCCCGUUCAUGUCGCGAUAUCGCCAAAAAUUUCAAAACUAUUAAGAUAUACACUCACGAAACAAGAAAUAAUUAUUAUAAUGCAGAUACACGUGUAGCUAGAGCAGCAGAUUAUUUAGAUGAUUGUGUACUGAGUAGGUUUACGAGAUAUGCAAACAAAUCCCGCAUUGUCUUUCGAAAGAAUUAACCUCAAAAUGGAUCCGUCAAAACGGUGUAGUACCAACAUAACCAAAAAAACUAUGUUUGAAUAUCAUUUGUUAUUUUGAAUUAUUGGCAAAGCAAAGAAAUAAGUAACAAUUCGUACUGAAUCUGGAUGAAUAAAAGCGCAUAAUUCCACCACGAAGUUUAUAGUUUUCAUUCGAAACAUUUAUUACUAACAUACAACACACAUGACUCAUCAAAAUUAUACGUAGACCUGUUUUUUUAGUUUUCGCGUUAGGUUUUAUUGAUAAUUCAAAAACUCAACAGGAUACAAAGUUAAUUUUAACAGAAAAUGAUUCUGUAUUAAAUUCUACAUCUAAUCAUCAAACAUUUAUCAAAUUACUUUGAAAUUAAUAAGAAUUACACACAAUUUUGUCAAUAUUUCUGUCAAAAAUGAUUUUUACUUGAAAAGUUUUUGUUUAAAAUAUAAAAUUGUUUUGUGCGCAUGAUUAGAUGUGGAAUUGAAUGCAAAAUGUAAAAAAAUUCAAAUUGUAACUCGUUGCGUUCUUGAAUAAUCAAUUGCCAGUAGUGAAAUUUGGUUUAUAUGUGUUUCAGACCGUUUGACAACACUUAUAUGACCGUUUAUUGCGAUUGUGUUUUUGCGUUGUUUUCCUUUUGCAUUUAGAACGUCAGGCGUCGAUGUCGUUAGAGCCGGGGCCCGAUCGAGAAAGAAGUAAUUACGAGCCGAGCGCCACCCACACGCGCGACACAGCACACACAACGGGUAAUUUAUUAUUCAAAGUGGGUGUACGAGUACCGAGCACACCACGCUGUACGCAGCCGGCGAGUCGGGGCCGACGUGAAUUAACGAGCGUGUCUUCGGCGAUUCGUUUUCGUGUAUUUCACGACGACCGUUUUUUCCGACUUUUUUCACGUUUCGACGUUUUCAAUGGAGAUUUGAUUACAAGUUAUGCGUUUCCACUCCAAGCGUGCGUCGGAAUUAAGUGGAUUCAUUAAAAUAUGACGUGACUGAGGCGUUUUUCUGAAUUAAACUCAAAUAAUAACUACUUACUGCGAAAAUAAAAUUUCUGCAUGCUCACCGUUAGCAUUUUUAAAACUUAUUUUGAGGUUAGAGUUGUAGUGGUGGCGCGUUGCAUUUAACACCGCGUUAGUCAAAUUACACGAACAUCAACGAUGACACACGAAGUAAAAGGAAACAAAAACUGACAGCACAUACAAAAAAUUUGAAGUGAAAUUCAUGUUUAGGACAAUAAAACACUUGAUAUUCUCAUAUUUUGUAGCUGAAACGCGUUGAAUUCAUAAAUUCGUUUGUGUUUACGAUGUUUUCGCACCGCACAGCGCUUUGACGGAUUCUCGCGAACGCUUUAAUUAGCCUUUUCAGCCUUGUAUCAUUAACCGUUUAAUCACGACGAUGCCAUACGUUUAUACAAUAAUAAAUGAAUCUCUGCCGCCUGCGAGAAAUAAAUAUUAAUCGAACAACCAACAACAACAUCAAAUGAGACGAGAGCGAGCAGCGAGUUGAGCGAAACAAAUGAAUCAAUGCCGUAACUGUAAUCUCCCUAUAGGAUUAUAACGAAGCAACAAUAACUCAGAAAGAUGUAAAGAAGUGAAAGAAUGCUGAAUGCAACUUCAAAGCGAACACACACUAAUAAGCUAAGAAAUCAAUCUUCCAUAGAGAUAUGUACUAACUUGUAUAUGUUCGAAUAAUGACUGUAAUAAUUAAUAAUAAUGUGCGCUAAUGUGAAUAUUGUACACACAAAACACAUACACUACACACACACGAAGAAAACAAAACAUGUGCGAAAUUUGUCGAUAAGGAAAUCAGUUCAGAAAUGUGCGCAAAGUGGAAACGGAAGGCGAAUUUAGAUUAAAUUUGAGCAUACGGGUCGUAUUAUUAAUACUAAUGCACGUUUUAAGUUUGAUUCGAAAUCGAAAUUAUUUAGGAAUAAGUUACGGCUACAAAGUGAACGGAAACUGACUUCCUUUUAAGGUUAAACACACAAAAAACAUUAAAAAAGUAGCUACAAAUAGCUAGACCAAAGAGCAGUAAGUUUAAUUUAUCUGCGUAAUGCAAGAAAAUAACAAAACACAGUGUGUAAAUAUUGUACAUUUCCAUUUUCUAUUCUAUUUCUACUUCUAUUAACGCAACGCAGGCAACCAACAUUACACACAUUUGACACAUGCGUUCGAUUAGAGUUUGAUUUUCGCGAUCGCGACCGAAACACACCGAUUUGAUGAAUGCGUACUAUUGAGUGUCUAGAUGAGAAAGUAGGGUUAUGUGAGGAGAGGCAUGUGUAAACACUGACCGAGAUGAUGAAAAACAAAACCACAAAAAAAUUCUAUAUUAAAACAAACUAUAUAUUGAACAUAUAUAUAAUGUACAGCUAGUCAUAGUAUGAAUACGCUUAUUAUAUGAAUUAAUUACGGAUCUACAUCAUGUAUUAUAUUGAUCAAGACGAUGAUGCAGAUUUCGACGAUGACGAUGAUGAUGAUGAUGAUGGUGGAGCAACUGAUAAAACUGAAAAACUGAACUUGAAAAUUGAAAAAAAUAAAAACGUGUUACUGUUUUUUCUAUAUAUCAAA
Molecule: messenger RNA, 4722 nt
Organism: Dalotia coriaria
Lineage: Eukaryota; Metazoa; Arthropoda; Insecta; Coleoptera; Staphylinidae
Product: centrosomal and chromosomal factor-like
Exons: 1
Coding region: 367-1287 (306 amino acids)
Source: RefSeq, a predicted model, not a curated record